AUGAAUGCUAUGGUGGUGAGAUAGUGUUUAUUUCUGUUUCAUGGGGAUUCUUGUAAGAUAAGAAGAGGACCUAUCUCAUGAGUAGCAGCAAGGUGGAUUACAUGUACAAACAGUGACUGCACUCCUCUCCUCUCUGCAUGACACACUAAUUCCAGAUCACUUUAACCCAGGGGCAGGACGGACCCUUCCCAAAUAGGACCCUCACCCUACACACACACACACGCUACAUUAUCCUGCACACACACCCUACUCUACACGCACACACGCAAACACACACACACGCACAUCACCCUACAUUACUCCGCACGCACUGGUGGUACAGAACUUCAUGAGUGUGUGUGUGUGUGUCUGUGUGUGUGUGUUUGUGUGUGUGUGUCUGUGUGUCUGUGUGUGUGUCUGUCUGUCUGUCUGUCUGUGUGUGUGUGUGUGUGUGUGUGUGUGUGUGUGUGUGUGUGUGUGUGUCUCUGUGUGUGUGUGUGUGUGGUGUGUGUGUGUGUGUGUGUGUGUGUGUGUGUGUGGGUGUGUGUGUGUGGUGUGUGUGUGUGUGUGUGUGUGUGUGUGUGUGUGUGUGUGUGUGUUGUGUGUGUGUUGUGUUGUGUGUUUGUGUGUGUGUGUGUUGUGGUGGUGUACGGUAUAACCAGCUCCCAGGCUCCUGCUGACCCUGUUAUAACAACCUGGCUCAGUUCACAUCAGUAAAACUAACCAGAGUGCUGCUUCACACUGUUCCAUUACCUCAUCCCAGACAGACACAUUACCUCUCUCUAACUGGGACAGUACUGGGCACUGGGUACUACAGGAAGGCAGACAUUACCUCUCUCUAACUGGGACAGUACUGGGCACUGGGUACUACAGGAAGGCAGACAUUACCUCUCUCUAACUGGGACAGUACUGGGCAUGGGUACUACAGGCAGCAGACAUUACCCUCUCUCUAAACUGGACAGUACUGGCCACUGGUACUACAGGCAGGCAACAUUACCUCUCUGUAACUGGGACAGUACUGGCACUGGUACUACAGCAGGCAGACAUUACCUCUCUCUAACUGGGACAGUACUGGCCACUGGGUACUACGGCAGGCAACAUUACCUCUCUCUAACUGGGACAGUACUGGCCACUGGGUACUACAGGCAGGCAGACAUUACUCUCUCUAACUGGGACAGUUACUGGCCACUGGGUAUACAGGCAGGCAGACAUUACCUCUCUCUAACUGGACAGUACUGGCCACUGGGUACUACAGCAGGCAGACAUUACCCCUCUCUCUAACUGGGACAGUAACUGGACACUGGGUACUACAGGCAGGCAGACAUUACCUCUCUCUAACUGGGACAGUUACUAGGACACUGGGUACUACAGGCAGGCAGACAUUACCUCUCCUCUCUAACUGGGACAGUACUGGCCACUGGGUACUACAGGCAGGCAGACAUUACCUCUCUCUAACUGGGACAGUACUGGCCACUGGGUACUACAGGCAGGCAGACAUUACCUCUCUCUAACUGGGACAGUACUGGCCACUGGGUACUACAGGCAGGCAGACAUUACCUCUCUCUAACUGGGACAGUACUGGCCACUGGGUACUAACCAGGCAGGCAAGACAUUACCUCUCUGCUAACUGGGACAGUACUGGCCACUGGGUAACUACAGGACAGGCAGAGACAUUACCUCUCUCUAACUGGGACAGUACUGGCCACUGGGUACUACAGGCAGGCAGACAUUACCUCUCUCUAACUGGGACAGUACUGGCCACUGGGUACUACAGGCAGGCAGACAUUACCUCUCUCUAACUGGGACAGUACUGGGCACUGGGUACUACAGGCAGGCAGACAUUACCUCUCUCUAACUGGGACAGUACUGGACACUGGGUACUACAGGCAGGCAGACAUUACCUCUCUCUAACUGGGACAGUACUGGACACUGGGUACUACAGGCAGGCAGACAUUACCUCUCUCUAACUGGGACAGUACUGGCCACUGGGUACUACAGGCAGGCAGACAACUACAACAACACAUACUGUACAACAACAGUCAGAUGUACAGAGUGACACAUGGAUAUGUACACAGAGACAAAGAGACGGACAGACAGACAGACAGGCGGGCAGACAGACAGACAGAUAGACCAGACAGACGGGCAGAUAGACAGACAAAUAGACAAGACAACAGCGCAGACGACAGACAACAGACAGCGACAGACAUACCCUACAGACUAGGCAGACGGCAGGCAAGACAGACGAGACAGACAAACAGACACAGACAGGCAGACAUAAGACUAACAGUGGGCAGAGACACAGACAGAUAGACAUACAACCAGACUGGGACAGACGGACACGGCGGCAGAGCAUACAUAACCAGACAGACGGGCAAUAGACAACAAAUAGACAGACAGACCGACAACGGACAGACAGACAGACCAACAGACUACUACAGCAGACGACAGACAGACAGACGCAGACAGACAUCAACAGACAGGCAGACAGGGCACGGAAGACAGACAGUAGACAGACAACAGACGACAGACAACUGACAGACAGACAGAAGACAGACAACGAAGACAGUACAGACGACAGGCAGACAACAGGCAGACAGCAGGCAGAGACAACGAUAGACAACAAACCGACAGAAGAAAGACAGGGUAGGCAGAGACAGACAGAUAGACAGGACAAACAGACAGACGGACAGCACGGCAGACAGCAAAACAGGCGGGCAGAGACAGACACCAAGGACACUGAUUCAUCACUUGUUUCUUACAAAAACAAACUGACAGACAUUGAAGUGUUACUGAAAAAGGCCCACAGAUCUUUCAGAAGCUCAAAGACAGGACAGGAACAUGGCAGAAGUGAGUUUAAGUGAGAGAAAAAUUAAACAUCGGUCCACGGCCAUGGCUUAACAUUUUCCUGGGUAAAUACCAAUGUCUCUCUCUGUGAGCAACCUGCCCAGCAAAUUUUUUCCAUUUCCAGAAACCAAAAUGUUCCUUGAAGAAGGACAUACAGUAUCGCUGUCUGUUACUGAAUGAACAAUAUACUAUACAAUUACAGUCUAGACUAGAACAGGACUUAAAUAACAACAUGGGAUAAUAAAGGAUGUUUAAAUGUUUAAAUUGCAAAGGGGAACCUGACAAAUGUUUUCCAAAUAGUUUCCAAAUAGCAUAGUUAUCAAAUCAAAUCAAAUCAAAUGGUAUUGGUCACAUACACAUAUCUAGCAGAUGUUAUUGCGGGUGUAGCGAAAUGCUUGUGUUCCUAGCUCCAACAGUGCAGUAGUAUCUAACAAUUUAGAACAGCACACAAAUCUAAAAGUAAAAGAAUAGAAUUAAGAAAUAUAUAAAUAUUAGGACGAGCAAUGUCGGCGUGGCAUUGACUAAAACACAGUAGAAUAGAAUACAGUAUAUACAUUUGAGAUGAGUAAAGCAGUAUGUAAACAUUAAAGUGACUAGUGUUCCAUUAUUAAAGUGACCAGUGAUUCCAUAUCUAUGUAUAUAGGGCAGAAGCCUCUAAGGUGCAGGGUUGCGUAACCGGGUGGUAGCCGGCUAGUGAUGGCUAUUUAACAGUCUGAUGGCCUUGAGAUAAAAGCUGUUUUUCAGUCUAUCUGUCCCAGCUUUGAUGCACCUGUACUGACCUCGCCUUCUGGAUGAUAGCGGGGUGAACAGGCCGCGGCUCGGGUGGUUGAUGUCCUUGAUGAUCUUUUUGGCCUUCCUGUGACAUCGGGUGCUGUAGGUGUCCUGGAGGGCAGGCAGUGUACCCCCGGUGAUGCGUUGGGCUGACCGCAUCACCCUCUGGAGAGCCCUGCGGUUGUUAGUAAUCAGGCCUAUUACUGUUGUGUCGUCUGCAAACUUGAUGAUUGAGUUGGAGGCCUGUGUGGCCACGCAGUCAUGGGUGAACAGGGAGUACAGGAAGGGGCUGAGCACGCACCCUUGUGGGGCCCCUGUGUUGAGGAUCAGCGAAGUGGAAGUGUUGUUUCCUACCUUCACCACCUGGGGGGGCGGCCCGUCAGGAAGUCCAGGACCCAGUUGCACAGGGCGAGGUUCAGACCCAGGUCCCGAGCUUAAUGAUGAGCUUGGAGGGUACUAUGGUGUUGAAAACUGAGCUAUAGUCAAUGAACAGCAUUCUUACAUAGGUAUUCCUCUUGUCCAGAUAGAAUAGGGCAGUGUGCAGUGCAAUGGCGAUUGCAUCGUCUGUGUAUCUAUUGGGGUGGUAAGCAAAUUGAAGUGGGUCUAGGGUGUCAGGUAAGGUAGAGGUGAUAUGAUCCUUAUCUAGCCUCUCAAAGCACUUCAUUAUGACAGAAAUGAGUGCUAGGGGGCGAUAGUCAUUUAGUUCAGCUUCGUUUGUUUUCUUGGGUACAGGAACAAUGGUGGACAUCUUGAAGCAAGUGGGGACAGCAGACUGGGAUAGGAGAGAUUGAAUAUAUCAGUAAACACUCCAACCAGCAGGUCUGCGCAUGCUCUGAGGAUGCGGCUAGGGAUGCCGUCUGUGCCAGCAGCCUUGCGAGGGUUAAGAAGUUUAAAUGUCUUACUCACCUCAGCCAUGGAGAAUGAUAGCCCACAAUCCUUGCGAGCGGGCCGCGUCGGUGGCACUGUGUUAUCCUCAAAGCGGGUGAAGAAGGUGUUAAGCUUGUCUGGGAGACGUCGGUGUCCGUGACAUGGCUGGUUUUCCCUUUGUAAUCCGUGAUUGUCUGUAGACCCUGCCACAUACGUCUGGUGUCUGAGCCGUUGAAUUGCAACUCCACUUUGUCUCUGUACUGACAUUUUGCCUGUUUGAUUGCCUUACGGAGGGAAUAACUACACUGUUUGUAUUCGACCAUAUUCCCAGUCACCUUGCCAUGGUUAAAUGCGGUUGGUGUGCGCUAUACGUUUUGCGCGAAUGCUGCCAUCUAUCCAAGGUUUCUGGUUUGGGUAGGUUUUAAUAGUAACAGUGGGAACAACAUCCCCUCUACUCUUCCUGAUGAACUCAGUCACCGUGUCAAUGUAUAUGUCAAUGUUACUCUCAGAGGCUGAACAUAUCCUAAGCAAUUACAUGGAAUUAUACUAAUAAAUAAAAUGAGGUUACAUGUAACUACGUGGUAUCUAUGCAACUUAAUGAAGUGUGACAUAAAGUAUGGCUAUUUCUGAAAGGAGGGGGUUAUUUGGGCCGGAGCUGUAUGAAAAAUGUAUGCACUCACUUAACUGUAAGUCGCUCUGGAUAAGAGCGUCUGCUAAAUGACUAAAAAUGUAAAAUGUGGUGGAAUGCCUGUGAUUUCAUCCAGGAGGAGAAGAGAUGCAGGAGGCGGGUGUGAUGCAGGAGGCGGAGUAGCCUACACAGAUUCCAUGUGGAGAUGCGUCCACUAGCCGUUAGAAUCUGGACUGCAUUACUGUCAGGCGCAUCCUCACUCUCCUCUCCUCCUCUCUGCUGUCCACCUCUCCCGCCCGCGUGCCAAGUGUCUUUCCAAGUCGGAUUAAGCCAUGUAAACGGACCGGUAACGUGACCGGUAACAGCUGAGCCACUGCUCGUGCCCUGUUGCUGUGAGAGUUGGUGGCUGAACUUGAACUGUAGACGAGCUUCACUGUUCCGGGCAUUUGCAGUUAAGAAGAUAGAUCCCGCUGUAUGGUGGUGGUAUUCCCUCUGGAAUCUGCGAGUGAGGAGUUAACGAGUUGCGCGCGAGUACUCUCAUCUCUCUGCCUCGCUGCAGUCUUAAUAUGAACAGCAUUUACCAUCUCGCUUUUCUGGGUAAGUUGCAGCCUUUUUUUUUUGUUGAUAUUAUUUCAAAGUUUAAUCAAAGAAGUUGCACCGGUAUUUUUCUGACACUCAAAUGUUGGCCCUAUCCGUGCCACAUAGCCUAUUUUAUUUCCUCUCCAAGUUCUGAUUCCACGCUGUGUGCAUGAUAUAAAACAGAAGCCCACACCUUUUGCAGUAAGCCAAUUGCCUACCUGUACCAGAAGCUGUAUAGCUGUAAAUCUUGUUCUGCUUCUCCUUGUCCUCCAGUCCCUGUGCUUGUUGGGGCGCAGCAGCAGCUGCUGUUACCCGGGUCCUGCAGCUUCGAUACGGGUACCUGCGAUUACACCUCCGACCUUGCCUAUGCCAGAUGGACCAGGAAUGAGGAAGGUUGGACAACUAACUCACUUACUAUGUAGUCAAUGCUGUACACAAAAUGCACAAAUAAAAUAUAGAAUUGGAAGGGCUGGGCUGGGAGAAAAGGCAUUCUGCCCUUCAGUUGCAGGUUGUCUUCAUUGAUAUUAACAUGUUUUGAGAUUUUGCAGGGCUACAUUUACAUUCUCAGGACUAUAUACAGAAUAGAUGGUAAAUAUGUCUAAGGUCAGAGCAGCAUGUAUAUACAAUGUGUCUGUCUGUCUGUCCAUACUACUCUUUAUGCAUGACUGGUUACAUUAGGAGGGCCUCUUUAAGAGGGAUGGGGGAGAACAAAAAAUACACAAGGGGUAGUGAGAGAGAGGGGGAGUGGGGAGAGAGAGGAGGGUUAAUAGAUAUGAGAGAGAGAGAGCAGAGAAGAUAGAUUUGGUUUGUUGUUUUUGUGUUGUGAUAGAUCGGAGAGCGAUGAGGUUCCUCGCUCUUCGGCUAUUCUUUCCCCUUUUCCCCUUUUCUCUCUCCCUUUUUCUCUCUUUCCUUUUUUCUCUCUCUCUUUUCUUUUUCUCUUCUUUUCCUUUUCCUUUUUUCUCCUUUUUCCUUUUUCUCUCUCCUUUCUCUCUCUCCUCCUCUCUCCCCCUCUCUCUUUUUUCUUUUUUUUUCUUCUCUCUCUCUUUUUUUUUCUUUUUUCUCCCCUUCCCCUUUUUUUUUUCUUUUUCUUCUCUCUCUUUCUCCCCCUCUUUUUCCCCUUUCUCUCCCUUCUCUCCUCCCUUUUCUCCCCCUCUCUCUCUUCCCCUCUCCCCAUCUUUUUUCCCCUCUUCUUUGUCUCCCCGUCCUCCCUCUCUUCUUCUUUUUUUUUGGGCCCGCCCCUCUGGGCCUCUUUCCCCCCUUUGUCCUUUUGGGUUUGGGGUGUUCCCCCCCCCUUUUCCCUUCCCUUUUCCCAUUUUCCCGUUGGUCCUAUAGGGGGGGGGUAACCCCUUUAGACUUCAUAAAGUGGACCAGUCCAUUAUUUGAGGGCACUGAUUUUGGGGGGAAAAGACCACAAUUUGCACCUUUUUGGGGCCCCGGGGGUUUACUUUUCCAAAAUUUAAAACGCUUUUUUUCAAACCAGAGUUUUUAAAUGGCCCGCUACAAUGGAAGGUUUUUUUUUGGCCCCCUGGAAACCCAAGGCUAAUUACUUUUAAUAAGUUUCCCAAAAAAUUUUUAAAAAACAGGGGAAAAAAAAAGUCUGGGGAAAGAGAGAGGGGGGGGGGGGGGGGGGGGGGGGGGGGGAAAUUUUUUUUUUUUUUUUUAGAACAAAUUUUUUUUUUUUUUUUUUGGAAUUGGCCCGUGGUUGAAUUUUUUUGGGGUUUUUUUUUUUUUUUUUUUUUUUUUUUUUUUUUUUUUUCCCUUUUGUCUUUUUAUUUUGGGGUGUUUUUUUUGGUUUUUUGGGGGGGGUUUUUUUUUUCCCCUCUCUUUCUUCCUGGGGCUGCUUUUUAAUCUCCCUUUCUUUCCCCCUCGGGGCGCGGGGGUUUUGUACCGGGGUUUUUGGGGGCGGGCCCUUUUUUUCCCCCCUUUCCCCUUUUUCUCUUUUUUUUUCUUUUUUUUGCCCCUUUUCCCCUCUUUUUUUUUCCCCUCUCUCUCUCCUUUUUUCUCCCCUUUUCCUUUUUUCCCCCCUUUUCCCCUUUUCUUUUUCCUUCCCCUUUUUUUCCCCGCCCUUCCCCUCCCUUUCCCUUCCCCUUUCCCUUCUCUCUCUCUCUCUCUUCUCCCUCUUUCUUUCUCUCUCUCUCUCUUCUCUUCUCUCUCCUCUCCUCUCUCUCCCUUCCCUCUUUUCUCUCUCUCUCUUCCCCCCCUCCCCUUUCCCCCCUCUUCUCCUUUUCCCCCUUUCCCCCCCUUUCCCCUCUCUCUUUUUCCCUUCCUCCCCCUUCCCUUUCCCCUCCCUCCCCCCCUCUCUUUCCCCAAAAAGAAAAAAAACCUUUUUCCCUUUUUUCUGUUGCCCCCCUCCUUCCCAAAACCCCCUUCUUAGACGCCCCCCCCCACAGGUUUUCCUGUUUAUACCUCAAAAAAAUUACAUUACAAAACCCCUCCCCUCCUCACCAACAAACACCCCCAACCAAAUUCUCCUGGUUUUUUAUAAAAUCUUCCUUUUCCUACCCCCUCUUAAUGUUUGGUUUUGCCUACCCUCUUGCCAUCCUGCUUCCAAAACCAGAUGGCCUGACUGACACUAUCGGCUGCAUGUGCCAUUUGGGAUGCAGUGGUAGUGUGUCUGCGACCAGCUUCACUCUGGGAAGUGCUGGGUGGGCCCAUAAUCUGUUAACCCUGCCAGGAGACAUCCAGCAGGGUUUAGGCUUUCAAGUGGUUGAAGAACAAAAGCCUUCACUUCACACUGAACGGCUGAGGCAUUACAAGAGCAGUCCCUGGCUGACAGAAAACAGAGCAGAGCAUGUAGCCGAGAGAAUGGAAUAACUGUCAAACAUGAAACUACAAUCCCCUGACGGCGAACCGACACAACCUUGGUGAUGUCGGACUCAGUGGCUUGUGAAUCGCGAUGGGCGGGCCGGCGGUUUCGUUCCUCCCACUGGGUCGGUAAAUACAGCCAUAAAACCAAAAGACUUGGCCGCGACGGCUGUGUUUUCUGUUUGGUUUCCACAGCAACGCUGGAUCAGACAGGGGCCAGGCCCGGCUUACCAAAAAAGAAAAAGAAACCGAGUCACUCCAGAUACUGACUGGUGUUCUGAUCCAUUUCAGAUACUGACUGGUUUUCCCUACCUUUUUUAAGGUAUCUGUGACCAACAGAUGCAUAUCUGUAUUCCCAGUCGUGAAAUCCACAGAUUUGGGCCUAAUGAAUUUAUUUCAAUUGACUGAUUUCCUUUAAUGAACUGUAACUCAGUAAAAUCUUGUUGCAUUUAUAUUUUGUUCAGUAUAGUUUAAAUGUAUCGAAUCACUUGGGAGUUUCAGAACUUUGGGUAAACUUCUCGUUUAAGAUGCUUUUGGGAAACCGGACCAUGACUGUUAGGGACCACUCUAUCGAGACAGAGAAUAAUCUGUGUCCCUCUGGGUGGUCAGUCUGUGAAAGGAGGACAAAAAUUAAGGAAAAUCAUCCUUUCUUUAAUCUUUCAUUUGAUGUAUUCUUUCUUCAUAAGACUGCCAUGAUGUCAUAUCAUCCUCUUGGCUUCACAUCACAACCAUAUCCAUUAACUCAGAUGACAUCCAUCUUGGAAUACCACAGUCUUUUCUUUAUUCGUCUUCGUUUUCAGGGGGGGGGGGGGGGGGGCGGGCCUGGCCCCUGUCUAAUCCAGCGUUGCUGUGGAAUCACAUGGGAGUUUCUGGAUUUUGGGUAAACUUUUCCUUUAAGGCAAAGUUCAUCGUUAGAACCCAUCGUAGGAGCAUCGUUACAUUUCUGCGCUGCGCUUGAAAACGCUUGUUAUUUACAGACAGCUAAGUUUGUUGUUAGAUGUAUUGACACAUGCUCCAACGACGCACUUAGCGAGCGUUCUCUCUGCGUUUUGGGAAACGCAUGUUACAUCUUCGGCCGUUGUAGGAACGAUGCAUCGUUAAAACACUCUUCAAACAUUCGUAAGCCUAAAUUCCAUCGGGAAACCCGGCCAUGGGUCUGUAGGUGGGUUGGUGUCCGUUCCGGUCGAUCCUUCAGGUGUAUUAGUUUAGGUUUUUAGAGCGAGAGAAUGACUCAUAGGAGCUGUUAGAACAUAGUCACUCCAGCAUGGUGGUGGAACAUUGUGUUUUAUAAAGAAUGUACGCAUAUUUUCACCGUUUUCUUUCAGCCUUCUCACCACUAAAUCUAGAUAAAGAGGAAAUGAAUGCGUUUGCAGCCUGAAUGGAGAAGGUUUUAGGUAGGAACCGGUCCACGGGGGAUACGAGUGUAUUGCCUUCAGCAUACAAUGUGUUUGGACGGUAAGAUGAAACGACUCAAUAUCACAUUCUUUUUACAUUUUUUUGUCAUUUAGCGGACGCUCUUAUCCAGAGCAACUUACAGGAGCAAUUAGAGUUAAGUGCCUUGCUCAAGGGCACAUCGACAUAUUUUUCACCUAAUCGGCACGGGGAUUAGAACCAGCGACGUUUCGGUUACUGGCACAACGCUCUUAACCACUAAGCUACCUGCCGCCCUCACCAUCUGCCGGCCUUUGGGCUAAGCUGUACCUAUUGUGUAGACACACACAGUUAUAAUCACAGUUAUAAUCACAGUUAUAUGCAGUUAGAUUUACUGAGUCUCUGGCUUCUAGAUGAACGUUAUCCCUCCGCAUGGUUACAAAAUUUGGGAGGUGCUCGGCGAUGUGGUACGGAGCUCAAUUUGGCUUAUGCAUGCCUCCGGAGGCUCUGCAAUUGCAUCACAUCCUCCAUACGGAGCCUCCAACCACCAUUGAGUAGCUUUUCUGAGUACUUGUACCAUCACACCACCACCACCAUGCUUGACCUUUGGUAUGAUGUUCUUACUGUGGAAUGCAGAGUUUGGUUUUCGCCAGGCAUUACUGGAACCAUGUCAUCCAAAAAGUGAUACUUUUGAAUCAUCUUUCCAUAGAACGUCUUGAUGAUCAUCCAGGUGCUUUUUGGCAAACUUGAGUCAACUUUUUGGACGAGAUGGGUCCCAUUAUGUCUGCCGAAAACCAAACACUGCAUUCCACAGUAAGAACAUCAUAUCAAAGGUCAAGCAUGGUGGUGGUGGUGUGAUGGUUUGGGAAUGGUUUGCUGCCUCAGGACCUGGACGACUUGCCUUAAUAGAAGGAACCAUGAAUUCUGCUCCGUAUCAGAGAAUUCUACAGGAGAAUGUCAGACCAUCCGUCUGUGAGCUGAAGCUGAAGCGCAGCUGGGUCAUGCAGCAAGACAAUGAUCCAAAACACACAAUCAAGUCUACAUGAAAAUUGCUAAAAAGCAACAAAUUGGAAGUUUUGGAAUGGCCUAGUCAAAGUCCAGACCUAAUCCCAAUUGAGAUGUUGUGCCAGGACUUGAAACGAGCAGUUCAUGCUUGAAAACCCACACGUCACUGAGUUAAAGCAGUUCUGCAUGGAAGAGUGGGCCAAAAUUCCUCCACAGCGACGUGAGAGACUGAUCAACAACUACAGGAAGCAUUUGGUUGGAGUCAUUGCAGCUAAAGGUGGCACAACCAGUUAUUGAGUGUAAGGGGGCAAUUACUUUUUCACACAGGGGAAUUGGGUGUUGAAUAACUUUGUUUAUGAAAUAAAUGAAAUAAAUAUGUAAUUGUUGUGUUAUUUGUUCACUUAUGUUCCCUUUAUCUAAUAUUCGGUUUUGGUUGAAGAUCUGAUAACAUUCAGUAUCACAAAUAUGCAAAAGUAGAGAAAAUUAGAAAGGGGGCAAAUACUUUUUCACAGCACUGUAUCUGGGUAGGAGCGUUGGGCCGGUAACCGAAAGUUUGCUGGAUCGAAUCCCCGAGCUGACAAGGUCAAAUCUGUCGUUCUGCACCUGAGCAAGGCAGUUAACCCGCUGUUCCCCAGGCGCCAAUGAUGUCAAUUAAGGCAGCCCCCCGCACCUCUCUGAUUCAGAGGGGUUGGUUAAAUGCAGAAGACACAUUUCAGUUGAAUGCAUUCAGUUGUAUAUUUUACAUUUUUAGUCAUUUAGCAGACACUCUUAUCCAGAGCAAUUAGGGUUAAGUGCCUUGCUCAAGGGCACAUCGACAGGUUUUUCACCUAGUCGGCUCAGGGAUUAGAACCAGCAACCUUUCAGUUACUGGCACAACGCUCUUAACCACUAAGCUACCUGCCACCAACAGACUAGGUAUCCCCCUUUCUCUUGUAUCACUUGUAGCACAUAACAAAUUACCUUUCUCACCCUAGUAUUAAGGAGCUCAGGGCCAGAUGCAGUUUAUCUGCAGAAAAUGAGUGUUAAAGGGAUAGUCCACCCAAAUUACAACAUGACAUAUUGGUUUCCUUACCCUGUAAGCAGUCUAUUGACAAGGUUUGACAGCAAUCCAUGCUUUGGUUUAGUUUCCCUAGCACUGUUUCCAAAUACUAACGUUUUAGCAUUUGUGGCACAAAUCCCAUCCGUCCUGGUAGCGAUAUUAGCAUUUCUCGCGCAUCUUGUCCAAAUCAUCCGAAAGUAUCUCAAAUGUAUUGUGAAUGCCAGCAAAGUCACUUAGAUGAGUCGAACAUGAUGUGCGAAAAUGCUAAUAUUGUUACCAUGACUUCAAUGGGAUUUGUGCCACAAAUGCCACAAAAUCAUGGUUCCGAUAUUAGUAUUUUUCGUGCAUCAUGUUCAAAUCAUAUUUAAGUGACUUUGUUGAGCUUCACAAUACAUUUUAGAUACUUUUGGAUGAUUUGAACAUGAUGUGCUAAAAAUGCUAAUAUUGGUACCAUAAUUUUGUGGCAUUUGUAGUCUGUAGAUAAGCAGGUUAAAUGGAUUAUACGCAUCAUGUCCAUCACAGCCAGCUCUGGUCAGACAGACUAGGAUUAGGCCCCAAGCCAACCAAACAGACGUGUUUAGCUUUAGGAUUUAGACAUUCAAUCCAGUGAUUAUUUCCGUAUUUCAAACUGUUUUUAAUAGAUGCUAGAAUAUGACAAACAACAGUUACGGUAAAAUGAAAAGUUUAGCGCUGAACCAAAGAUGUUUAUUAUUCCAAGAGAGUCCAUCUCCUGUUGUCCAGCUUGAACACUGCAGUAUCAAUAUCUCUUCAUUUACUCCUUGGCCCCAACAUGUGGAGAUGUUUACAGUUAGAGGAUCACUCUGAGGCCUUUUCUGAGGAGACCAGUAUAUCUCAGUCAGGAGUGUUGAUGUCAGGGGAAUGUGGUGCAGGAGAAGACCCAAAUGGCAACCCAUUCCCUGGUCAAAAGUAGUGCACUAUGUAGGGAAUAGGGUUUCAUCAGGAGUGUUGGUGUUAGGAGACUGUCUGUGGGACAGGGGAAGGGUCUAACUCAGGAUUGUUGGUGUUAUAUUAGGAGAUAUCGGGACAGGGGAAGAGCAUUGUUUUGGUUAGAGUACAGAAGAGAGGAAAAGAGAUAGAGUUUGAAACAGGGAGAAAAACAGGGGGGAGGACAAGAGAGAUGGGCUUUGAAAAAUGGGGAGUACUGGGAGAGAACAGAAGAGAGAGGGGGCUUGAAAGAGAAAUGGUCCACAUGGCAUCUGGAAGGAAUCAUGUCCACUGUCUGUCUGUCAGAGCAUAUAGUUUGUUCCAGGUCGUAAAAGUGGACAGAGUAACGGACGCCAUUAUAAUAAUAUACUAUAGACAAAAACCGUCUCCAUGCCAACUUGCUGCUUAUAACACAUUACAGCACUACAGUAGCCAUCUCCAUAUGGAUCAUCUACAGUUGGUGCUUAUUGAACAUGUGGCUCAGCUGAUCUGCUUCCUAAAUAAAUAAUAAUAAUAAUCUGCUUCCUCUACAGAGACCAGAAGAAUCCAGUCCAUACUCAUGGUUUAUGAUGCAUAGCAUAGCCUGCCAUUGCUCAUCAACAUUUGGGUUUAGCCAAGGAGUUGACUCUCCAGCAAAGAUUGAUCUUGUUAUCUAUUAACGGUCUUUAAACAGUUUAAAGAAGAGGAGGAUUUUUCACCCUAAAAACCAUAGGAUUUUAAUCCUAUUCCUUCUCUCUCUCUCUCUCUCUCUGUCCCCCACUACUUUCCUCUCUCUCCCUCCCUACGGACUCCCCCACCCACGGUGCAGUGAGUCCACCACCCACGGUGCAGUGAGUCCACCACCCACGGUGCAGUGAGUCCACCACCCACGGUGCAGUGAGUCCACCACCCACGGUGCAGUGAGUCCACCACCCACUGUGCAGUGAGUUUACCACCCACGGUGCAGUGCAGGGGAAAAGGUGACCAGGGUCAUUCGUUUUUUUUUGUUUCCAGACUCUAUUGGUUUGGUUUGGUCUGACCUCCUUUUCCCUUUGACAGAGAGUUUUUUCCAUCUUCCUCCUUGGUUGGCGACCAACAGUUUUAUGUUCGUCUUAAUGACUCAAUGUCCUUGAUGCUCUAUGAACUAAUUCUGUGGUUAAUAGCUGAUUUCAGCUGAUUAACUCUCUGAUUGAAGUCAGCUUCUUUCAUAUGCUGAUGUCAGGUUUUGGUGUGCUUGUACGGUAUUUUAGCCUUUUUGUUUAGACUAGGUGAUACACUGUAUAACUACACAACAUGACCACACACACACACACACACACACACACACACACACACACACACACACACACACACACACACACACACACACACACACACACACACACACACACACACACACACACACACACAGACAGACAGACAGACAGACAGACAGACAGACAGACAGACAGACAGACAGACAGACAGACAGACAGACAGACAGACAGACAGACAGACAGACAGACAGACAGACAGACAGACAGACAGACAGACAGACAGACAGACAGACAGACAGACAGACAGACAGACAGACAGACAGACAGACAGACAGACAGACAGACAGACACAAACAGACAAACAGAGACACACAUAGACAGACACACACACACAGACACACACACACACACACACACAGAGAGAGAGAGACACACUCACCCACACAAACACACACACACACACACUCUGUAUCAAACCAAAAUAUUUUUUUUAAAUAAAGAAGAAAUCAACAUAAUAAUAUUAAGUAUUGAUUUACGAUUUCAAUAUCAAGCUACACUAUUUGGGUAUUCCUCUCUCAAUUCUCCACAGGGCGUUUCAUCACGGCAGACUCGUCCUUCCUUGAUGGGAGGGAGAAGGCUGUUCUAGUGAGCCCAGUAUUAGAGCUGCUGGACUGGAGCUGUCUGAGGCUGGUCUACCAGAUCACUGGUGCUGGCUCUCUGCAGCUGCACCUCAGACCGGAAGGAGACAACUUUGACUACACACUGUGGAGCGCAGACAAGCCUUCAGACAGCUGGCUCAUCGCUAGCAUUGACCUGAGAAACACCUCUAACGCAUACCAGGUACACACACACGCACACACACACACACACACACUCACCUACCAGGUAAGCUGGCAGACUACACCCUCAAAACACUCAGCCUCUAUAUUCAAUAACUGGGGUUCAGCCUUUAUAUUAAAUAACUGGGGUUCAAACUCUAUAUUCUAUAACUGGGAUUCAGCCUCUAUAUUCUAUAACUGGGGUUCAGCCUCUAUAACUGGGGUUCAGCCUCUAUAUUCUAUAACUGGGGUUCAGCCUCUAUAUUCUAUAACUGGGGUUCAGCCUCUAUAUUCUAUAACUGGGGUUCAGCCUCUGUAUUCUAUAACUGGGGUUCAGCCUCUAUAACUGGGGUUCAGCCUCUAUAUUCUAUAACUGGGGUUCAGCCUCUAUAUUCUAUAACUGGGGUUCAGCCUCUAUAUUCUAUAACUGGGAUUCAGCCUCUAUAUUCUAUAACUGGGGUUCAGCUUCUAUAUUCUAUAACUGUGGAAUACUGUGGUUUACCGUGUGGGAUAUUUAUAGACGAGGGGAUUUAAACGUGACAAGUGUUUACAAAAUAAUAUAACAUUUUAUGGCUAGCUGAUAUCACAGGAGCCCAUUAACCCUCCUUUAAUGAACUGAGAGGGUUGGGUUUUGGUUUUAGACCAAGGCCACAUUAACUAUACUAAUGACAGAGGAUGAUGUAAGCCUGUACUUUUUAGGAUUUGAAUGCUCGUCACUGCAUCCUGUAUCAGAAGGUUGGUUGGACCUCACUAAAAUCCUGUAGAUCGCUUGUUUUGUUUACAAAGCUCUGCUCCACAAGUUUCCAACAUAUCUCACUUCCCUGUUGAAAUAUCAAAAUAUGAGAUACCAAACCCGUUCGCAGGGUUGGUUAACUCUUGAGGUCCCGCUUGUUUCCACAAAGUUUGGUAAAACCGACUUCAGUUUUAACACACCACAGUUAAAGAAUACCUUACAAAAUAAAUUAUACCUGGACUCCCUGGUGCCGAUAGGGCAGAUUAAAACUCUGUUGUUAAAUGUGUUCACUGAAGUGUGCAAUUGUUUCAAUUGAUUAUUAUAACUUGUUGUAAUAACCUGAUGGAAUGUAUUUAUAGUUGUCUUGUAGUUUGUAUCUUUGUUGUUGUAUUGAUGGACAUAGAUUUUGUCCUCAGGGCCAUUGUAAAUGAGACACUGGUCUCAAUUGGGUUCCCCUUAAUAAAUAAAAGUUAAUAAAUAAAAAAAUAUAUAAUAAUAUUAAACAUAAUUGCUCUCUAACUCACUUACCCUUAAUAACCACAGCAAUAUGCUCAUAGGUUGCGACCCAAAUGCCACCCUAUCCCUAUUUAGGUCAGGGCCCAUAGGACUCUGUUCAAAUGUAUUGCACUAUAUUGUCUCAUUUGGGACGCAGGCAUACUCUCCCAUUACGUAAAGCACCAUAGGAUCAUCAAGAGAGUGAGUGAUGGGAAAAUAAUAAUGUUUACUCUAUUAUAACCUUAACAUAAACCACCCUUAAUGGGAAUAGUCCUCUAGGUAUAACCUUAACAUAAACCCCCCUAAUGGAUAGUCCUCUAUUGAUAGCCUUAACGUAACCCCACCCCGUAAGGGAACUAGUCUCGUAGUUAUAACCUUAACUGUAAACCCCCCUAAUGGAAUAGUCCUCUAUUAAUAGCCUUAACAUAAACCCCCCCCUAAUGGAAUAGUCUCUAUAUAACCUUAAUGUAAACCAACCCCCCCUAAUGGAAUAGUCUCUAUUAUAGCCAUUAACGUAAACCCCCCCCUAAUGAAUAGUCUCUAUUAUAUAACCUUAAUAUAAACCCCCCGAAUGAAAUAGUCCUCUAUUAAUAGCCUUAACGUAAACCCCCCCCCAUAAUGGAAUAGUCUCUAUUAUAGCCUUAACGUAAAACCCCCCCCCUAAUGGAAUAGUCUCUAUUAUAACCUUAAUGUAAACCCCCUAAUGGAAUAGUAUCGAUUAUAGCCUUAACAUAAACCCCCCUAAUGGAAUAGUCUCUAUUAUAACCUUAACAUAAACCCCCUUAAUGGAAUAGUCUCUAUUAUAACCUUAACGUAAACCCCCCUAAUGGAAUAGUCUCUAUUAUAGCCUUAACGUAAACCCCCCUAAUGGAAUAGUCUCUAUUUACCCUUACGUUAAACCCCCCUAAUGGAAUAGUCUCUAUUAUAGCCUUAAAUGAAACCCCCCCUAAUGGAAUAGUCUCUAUAUAGCUUAAUGUAAACCCCCCUAUGGAAUAGUUCUAUUAUAGCCUUAAAUAAACCCACCCCACUAAUGGAAUAGUCUCUAUUAUAGCCUUAAUUAACCCCCCUAAUGGAAUAGUCUCUUUAUAACCUUAAUGUAAACCCCCCUAAUGAAUAGUCUCUAUUAUGCCUUAAUGUAAACCCCCAAUGAAUAUCUCUAUAUAACCUUAAUGUAAACCCCUAUGGAAUAGUCUCUAUUAUAGCCUUGAAUGAACCCCCUAAUGAGUAGUCUCUAUAAUAAUAAAAUAAUAACCUUAUUAAACCCCCCUAUGGAAUGUCCUCCAUUACCUUAAUAAACCCCCCUAAUGAAUGCUCUCUAUUAUCAGGCCUUAUAAACCCUCAAUGUGAAUAGUCCUAUAUUGUCUCAUUUGGGACGCACAUACCUCUCCCCAUUACCUAAGACCAUAGGAUCUCAUAAGCCUUAAGUAAGCCCCCCUAAAUGAAUAUGUUCUCUAUUAUAACCUUAACAUAAACCCCCCUAAUGGAAUAGUCUCUAUUAUAACCUUAACAUAAACCCCCCUAAUGGAAUAGUCUCUAUUAUAGCCUUAACGUAAACCCCCCCUAAUGGAAUAGUCUCUAUUAUAACCUUAAUGUAAACCCCCCUAAUGGAAUAGUCUCUAUUAUAGCCUUAAGUAAACCCCCCUAAUGGAAUAGUCUCUAUUAUAACCUUAAUGUAAACCCCCCCUAAUGGAAUAGUCUCUAUUAUAGCCUUAACGUAAACCCCCCCUAAUGGAAUAGUCUCUAUUAUAACCUUAAUGUAAACCCCCCUAAUGGAAUAGUCUCUAUUAUAGCCUUAACGUAAACCCCCCCUAAUGGAAUAGUCUCUAUUAUAGCCUUAAUGUAAACCCCCCUAAUGGAAUAGUCUCUAUUAUAACCUUAAUGUAAACCCCCCUAAUGGAAUAGUCUCUAUUAUAGCCUUAACGUAAACCCCUCCUAAUGGAAUAGUCUCUAUUAUAAGCCUUAAUGUAAACCCCCCUAAUGGAAUAGUCCUCUAUUAUAACCUUAAUGUACAACCCCCCUAAUGGAAUAGUCUCUAUUAUAAGCCUUAAUGUAAACCCCCCUAAUGGAAUAGUCCUAUAUUAUAGACCUUAAACCCCACCACCCCCCCCAAUGGAAUAGUCUCUAUUAUAGCCUUAAUGUAAACCCCCCCCUAAUUGAAUAGUUCUAUUAUAGCCUUAAUGUAAACCCCCCUAAUGGAAUAGUAUCUAUAUAGCCUUAAUGUAAACCCCCCCUAAUGGAAUAGUCUCUAUUAUAGCCUAUGUAAACCCCCCUAAUGGGAAUAGUCCUCUUAUUAAAACCUUAAUGUAAACCCCCCUAAUGGAAUAGUCUCUAUUAUAGCCUUAAUGUAAACCCCCCUAAUGGAAUAGUCUCUAUUAUAACCUUAAUGUAAACCCCCCUAAUGGAAUAGUCUCUAUUAUAGCCUUAAUGUAAACCCCCCUAAUGGAAUAGUCUAUAUAUAGCCUUAAUGUAAACCCCCCUAAUGGAAUAGUCUCUAUUAUAGCCUUAAUGUAAAACCCCCCCUAAUGGAAUAGUCUCUAUUAUAGCCUUAAGUAAACCCCCCUAAUGGAAUAGUCUCUAUUAUAACCUUAAUGUAAACCCCCCCUAAUGGAAUCGUCUCAUAUUAUAACCUUAACUUAAACCCACCCCCCCCCCCCCCCCCCCUAAUGGAAUAGUCUCUAUUAUAACCUUAACUAAACCCCCCCUCCGCCUUACCCCCCCCCCUAAUGGAAUAGUCUCUAUUAUAGCCUUAAUGUAAACCCCCCUAAUGGAAUAGUCUCUAUUAUAGCCUUAAUGUAAACCCCCCUAAUGGAAUAGUCUCUAUUAUAGCCUUAAUGUAAACCCCCCUAAUGGAAUAGUCUCUAUUAUAACCUUAAUAACUACCCCCCCCCCCCCCCCCCAAUGGAAUAGUCUCUAUUAUAGCCUUAAUGUAAACCCCCCUAAUGAAAUUCUCUAUUAUUAAACCUUAACAUAACCCCCCCCCCCCCCCCUAAUGGAAUAUCUCUAUUAUAACCUAAUGUAAACCCCCCUAAUGGAAUAGUCCAUAUACCUCUAAUUAAUGGAACCUUAAACUAAACACCCCCCUAAUGGAAUAUCUCUAUUAUACCUUAAAUAAACCCCCCUAAAUAAAUAGUCUCUAUUAUAGCCUUAACCAUAAACCCCCUAAAUAAAUAGGUCUCAUUAUAGCAUUAAUGUAAACCCCCCCUACUGGAAUAGUCUCUAUUAUAACCUUAACAUAAAACCCCCUAAUGGAAUAGGCUAUAUUAUAGCCUAAUGUAAACCCCCCUAAUGGAAUAGUCCUAUUAUAAACCUUAAUGUACCCCCCCUAAUGGAAUAGUCUCUAUUAUAACAUUUAAAAUAAACCCCCCUAAUGGAAUAGUCUCUAUUAUAGCCUUAAAUGUAAACCCCCCUAAUGGAUAGUAUCUAUUAUAACCUAAUUUAAACCCCUCCUAAUGGAAUAUAGUCCCUAUUAUAGCCUUACAUUAAACCCCCCCUAAUGGAAUAGUUCUCUAUUAUAACCUUAACCAUAACCCCCUAAUGGAAUAGUAGUCUCUAUUAUAACCUAAUGUAAACCCCCCUAAUGGGAAUAGUCCUAUAUUAUAUAGCCUUAAUGUAAACCCCCCUAAUGGAAUAGUCUAUAUUAUAGCCUUAAUGUAAACCCCCCUAAUGGAAUAGUCUCUAUUAUAACCUUAAUGUAAACCGCCCUAAUGGAAUAGUCUCUAUUAUAACCUUAAUGUAUGUGACAGGAACGUUUUAAGGUGGACAGCGUGUAUAUACCUUAUAUCACCACAAUAUGGCCGCUGUCUAGUCUUCAUGUCUUCCAUCAUCAUGCAGGAUUAGACAGGUUAGACAGACUACUGUACGGGCCAGGAGGCCUAAUGGUGCUCAAGAUACUCUGCAGCAGCUGUAUCACAGGACAGAUUUCACCUCUCAUUUAGUGAUGGGAGGUGAUAGAUUGAUAGGUGCUCAGCUUUAGGCCCAACCCAUACAGCAGUGUUUCCCAACCUCGGAUCUAGGGGACCCCAAGGGGUGCACGUUUUUGGAUCCCAAGCGGUGCACUACACAGCUGAUUCAUCAUUUAAGCUUUGAUUAUUAGAGUGUGGGAAACACUGCCAUAGGGGGAUGUGUUGGAGGGGAUGUCAUCUGUUAGGGUUUUAUUGCUUUUAGAGUGGAGACAGAGACUUUUUACUGAAAACUAAACUUCAUAACAUUAUCUUAUCUGAUAUAAUGGCCCCUUUGUUUUCAUUCUCUCUCUCUCCUCUCUCUCUCUCUCUCUUCUUCUCUCUCCCUCUCUCUCUCUCUUCUCUCUCUCUCUCUCUACCUCCUCUCUCUCUCUUGUCCUGUCUGUCUGUCUGUCUGUCUGUCUGUCUGUCUGUCUGUUCUGUCUGUCGGUCUGUCUGUUCUGUCUGUCUGUCUGUCUGUCUGUCUGUCUGUCUGUCUGUCUGUCGUCUGUCUGUCUGUCUGUCGUCAUGUCUGUCUGUCUGUCUGUCGUCGUCUGUGGCUGUCUGUCUGUCUGUCUGUCUGUCUGUCUGUCUGUCUGUCCGUCCGUCCGUCCGUCCGUCCGUCCUAGCUUUUGCUGGAGGGUCGACCCAGUGAGGAAGCAGGCAACAGUGUGGCGAUCUUUGAAAUCCACAUCGUGCCUGGCUACUGCAUAGGUCAGUUCUCAGGGUAGGAGAAUGUUAAGACAACUGUUAAGCCUCACAACAUGUGGUUGAUUACUGUAUAUGUUUAGAAAACACAUAGAGGGACAUGAGCUGUUUCUACUGAUGAUAUUGAAGCCAUAAAUAUGCCUUAUACAAGGUACAUAUGCAGAUUUCAUUACUUUUAUACCAAGAGAUAUAACUGUUGUUGUUGUUGUUGUUGUUGUUGUUAUCAGAGUGUAACUUUGAGGAGCACCACCUGUGCGGCUACAGUAACCACUGGAACCCUAAUGUCAACUGGUACGUUGGAGGGAGUCUGGCCAGAGACCCACAGUCCAACCUGCCUGAUGACCACACCAUGUACAACCAGAGAGGUACACACACACACCAUGUACAACCAGAGAGGUUCACACACGCACACACACACACCAUGAGCAACCAGAGAGGUACACACACACACACACACACCAGCAACCAGAGAGGUACACACACACACAAAGAUCACACCAGGGGCCUGACCUGAGUGUGUGUUCUGUUCAUUGGGGUAUGUGUACUAGGUUUUUUGUUCUAUACGACACGAUAAACCAAUGUUGCUGUCAUGUUUCUACACCUCAUCUCUCUCCAGGCCACUACAUGUAUGUGGACUCAGUCUAUGCUAAGCGGUUCCAGGAAGUGGCCAAGCUGACGUCUCCCAUGACGACCACACCGCUGUCAGGCUGCUUCUCGUUCUACUACCAGCGGGACCAGGAGAGAGGGAACAUCUUCUCAGUGUUCACUAGAGACACGCUGGGACACUAUGAGGAGAUCUGGAGGCCUGACGUCUACGCUACACCUUCCUGGAGGCUGGUCAACGUGGACAUCAAGGCCCCACACCCCCUGGAGGUCAGUACUGGUAGUGCACCACACGUGCUAGACAAACAAACACACGCCUGGAGGCUAGUCACUGUGGUCAUCAAGGCUGGAGGUCAGUACUGGCCCUACACACCUUAUAGUUCAGGGGUCAGAGGGCAAGGACAGACAGACAGACAGACAGACAGACAGACAGACAGACAGACAGACAGACAGACAGACAGACAGACAGACAGACAGACAGACAGACAGACAGACAGACAGACAGACAGACAGACAGACAGAAAGACAGAAAGACGCACGCAAGCAGGCAGGCACACACACACACACACACCCAUAGAUAUCUUUGGUCUCCAAAGAUUUCGCUACAUCCGCAAUAACAUCUGCUAAACACUGGUAUGUGACCAAUUUGAUUGGAUUUGUUUUGAAAUCUUUGGUCUGUGCAGUAUUCUUCCCUGUGGAUUCCCUGGACAGAUAUAAAUAGCCAGACAGGAGAAGGGUGUUAUUAAUUACUGUUGCCAUAGCGCCAGAGACUGAGUGAGUUCCUUCAAGGGUAGAACACCAUGAAGAAGAUUCAGGGAAGAGUUUGGAUGACUCUUCCCCUCCUCCUCCUCCUCCUCCUCCUCCUCCUCCUCCUCCUCCUCCCAGUCCUCAUCCUUCUCCUCUUCUCCUCCUCUCCUCCUCCUCUCUUCCUCCGCCCCCUUCUCCUCCUAUUAAUCUGUUGUUGGAAGAGAAUAGAAAGGAAAGGAAAUGUUUGGUCUCGUUCUCUGCUGCUGCUGUAGUGUUAUAAUGUAUCUUAUAGCAGACUGGUGACUUCCUGUCAGAUUUUGAUGUGAAGUAUAUGUCAAUUUUUCAUAGAAUUUAGGUUGAAUAUUUUUUGCAUAAUAUUGAUUUCCAUUGGGAACUGAAGAAGGAGCACGGUGUUUGUUUUCUGUCUACCAUGUUAAAGCCCCCUGGCAGUCUUUUUAUUUUUAAAUAAUCACUGUAUAUCUAAUAAAUCACUGUGUGUGUUUAUUUCAUGAAAAUAACUCCAAAUAUAUUUGUUAUAAUUUAUUGCCCUCAGCCUCCUUUUGCCAUUGAAAUGCUCCAUCUGAUCGUGUGGGCAUGUCGAUACAAAUGUAAAUAUAUUUACAUACACAGCCCUGAUUGGCAGAUAGUCAGUGGUGGAAAAAGUAUCCAGUUGUCAUACUUGAGUAAAAGUAAAGAUACCGUAAUAGAAAAUGACUCAAGUAAAAGUGAAAAACUACUUGAGUAAAAGUCUAAAAGUAUUUGGUUUUAAAUAUACUUAAGUAUCAAAAGUAAAUGUAAUUGCUAAAAUAUACUUAAGUAUCAAAAGUAAAAGUAAAAGUAGAAAUUAUUUAUAAUUCCUUACAUUAUGCAAACCAGACGGCACAAUUUUCUUUCUUUAAAAAAAAAUGGAUGGAAAGCCAGGGGCACACACCAACACUCAGACAUAAUUUACAAACAAAGCAUAUGUGUUUAGUGAGUCCGCCAGAUCAGAGGCAGUAGGGUUUUAUGUUCUCUUGAGAAGUGCGUGAAUUUGACCAUUUUCCAGUCCUGCCAAGCAUUCAAAAUGAAACAAGUACUUUUGGGUGUCAGGGAAAAUGUAUGGAGUAAAAAGUACAUUAUUUUCUUCAGGAAUGUAGUGGAGUAAAAGUAAAAAUUAUAUCAAUAGUAAAGUACAGAUACCCCAAAAAACAACUGAAGUAUUACUUUAAAGUAUUUUUACUUAAGUAUUUUACACCACUGCGGAUAGGAUCGUCUAGACUCUAGAGAGCCUACCCUGCUUACCCCUUCAAAGUAGGAGGAUACAUAUGCAAAUAAAAGAUGACUGGUCAUUGGUCAGAAUAAUCAGAUCAGAUUGUGAUGUCAUGAUCUGGGCCAAAUAUUCCAUCCCACUUGAACAGGCUGAAAUUCCAGGCAUUCUUUUUCAAACAGCUCUUACACAUAAAGGGCAUUAUCAUAAUUUUCACAAUUUCAGAGUGUUAUUUUGACCCUCAUAGUGUGGAAAUAUCAUCAAACAAACAGGAAAAUCACAUUUUUAACUGCACUGCCCUUUAACCUAAACAUGUAGAACUGGGCAGUAUGUACAGUGGCGUGUAUUCAUGGAUAUCAAGAGAAGCCAGGCAUCCCAAAAAAAUUGACCAAGAAAACAAUAAAUAAAAUAAUGUAUCUUCCAUCUCUGUGUUUCAUAAUUUUCCUUCAAUUCACAAGAUGCUGAAGGGACAGUUUCUCACCGGAGAAAGCAUCAGAGCGAGCGAAACAGCGCCCCUCUGUCUCUGUAUGUGUAGGCCAUCUAUCUGAUGCUGUCUGGUCAAAAAGAGUAUGACACUGUUGCCUUCCGUAGCAUUGAAUGUAAGAGAAGCCAGCAAGCAUUUGGCCACCCUUGAUAAAAAAUUAAUAAUAAUAAUAGCCAAUCAGUGUUGAGCUAAAGUGAGUGAGCUCAACUGUGAAUGGUCCUGGCACACCAAAAAAAAGUGUUAAAGGAAGCCAGUUUGGAUUUGGCGUCAUUCCCAUCAAAUCGCAUCAAGAGCAUACGUCAUUGACAGAAACAACUUGAAUUGUUGCAUCUCGUUGUGUUGUUGUCCUCUGGUGGCUAGCUAGCUAGCUAAAAUUGCCCUUUCCUAAAUUAGCCAUGGAGGAAGAUUGGGUUUUGGAAUCGUGGUUUUACUUAAUUCUACGUACUGGACAAUGACUAUAACGGCAAUUCUGAUCCAACCAUUAAUUCAUACAUUGUGCCCCUGGCCUGAGAGGAUGGAAGUUCAAUAUGUAGCCAGAUGUAGAUGUUAACUAGCUAACGUUGCCCAUCAAAGGAAGUUAGGCUAGCGAGCAAGCAAUUUAGCCAGUUAGCCUAGGACAACAAAAAAUAAAAGCGUGUACUGUAUGACAGAGUGAUAGACCGUUUCGUCAACAUCAAAGAGAGGAGGAUUGCAUUGGUGUUUCUCUACAAGUAGGGUGAGUCAACAUGUUUUUUCUACAUGCACGAACGCGCACACACACACACACAGAAAUCAGAACCAUAGACAGCCACAUCAUAUUUUGCUUACAUUGAUUGGACUAAAUAGUUUGUGGUAUCUUUUAGUUGUCACUGUAUUAGACUAAGCAUACUGUAGGUGAUUUGACGAUGUUGAAAUGGUGCUGGAAUAGUGGAGGCAGCUCCUGUGUACUUUGCGACUUGCGGUAACUGUGGUUCUAAAUCAAUAAUUGUUUAGCGGUUCGAAAAUAUCGGAAACAUUAACUUCCCUGACCAUGCUGAAGGUCAUGUAACUGUUUGUUACAUGCAAUAUACUUUGUUGCUCUCCGGUUUUGUGAUGAAACAAAGGUGUGGUUGAAUUUAUUCUGCCACUGUGUCUUCUUAUUGUAAAAUAAAAAUAAAAAAAAACAUUAUUUAGCAGACGCUCUUAUCCAGAGCGACUUACAUGAGCAAUUAGGGUUAAGUGCCUUGCUUAAGGGCACAUCGACAGAUUUAUCACCUAGUCGGCUCGGGGAUUAGAACCAGCGACCUUUCGGUUACUGGCACAACGCUCUUACCCACUAAGCUACCUGCCGGGAAGGCCUCAGGCCUAUAUAUCAGGAUCGCAAGGCAUAUGAAUUAACAGCUUAUAGAGCAAACAACACAAUUAUCACAACACAUAGGUUGUAAUAUGGCUUUUUAUUCUGGCUUCCCUAGUGAUUUUAGUUUUCUCUACUGAUGUGUGUUUGACUAUUCAGUUCCAGGAUAAAUAAAUCUGAGGUAACGAGCGCCUCGGUUAGAGUUCCUCUCAGACAGAAGAGUGUUUUAACACACACUCACACGUACACACACACACACACACACAUGUUUUACUAUCCUUGUGGGGACCUAAAGUUGAUUUCCAUUCAAAAUCCUAUUUUCUUUAACCCUAGUUCUAACCCUAACCCCUAACCCCUAACCUCUAAUUGUAAACCUAACCCUAAACCUAACCCUUAGCCUAAAAUAACAGUUUUCCGGGUGGGGACUGGCGAAAUGUCAUUGUUUUACGAUCUUUGUGAGGCCCCAACCAUUUCCUUUACAGCUCUACACAACCCAGUCAACGUGCUACUGUUACAAAGAGAGCCGCUCUGUUCUGUUAUGUAACACGCUACAGAGUCUGGGUUCAUGUCUUUACCAUUACAGUCAACUCAUUGAAGGUUUUAAAUAGGACUUACAUUUAGCAUUGAUAAAAGCUCUGUUGACCUGAGAGGCAUGUUUUAAAUGAAGUUCUGUUGGACAAGCCUGGUCGUUUUAGUGUGGCAUCUGGCUAACUGUAGAUGAGCUAACUGUUGAUGAGCUAACUGAUGCGCUAACUGGUGCGCUAACUGUUGCGCUAACUGUUGCGCUAACUGUUAGGCUAACUGUUGAGCUAACUAUUGAGCUUACACAGUAUGGUUAUCUCCUGAUUAUAUAUUGGUUAUAUCUUGGUUAUAUCUUGGUUUGGUCUGUGUUUUCCAGGUGGUGUAUGAGGUAGCCUUUAACAGUGCUGUGUGUUUUCCAGGUGGUGUAUGAGGUAGCCUUUAACAGUGCUGUGUGUUUUUCAGGUGCUGUAUGAGGUAGCCUUUAACAGUGCUGUGUGUUUUCCAGGUGCUGUAUGAGGUAGCCUUUAACAGUGCUGUGUGUUUUUCAGGUGCUGUAUGAGGUAGCCUUUAACAGUGCUGUGUGUUUUUCAGGUGCUGUAUGAGGUAGCCUUUAACAGUGCUGUGUGUUUUCCAGGUGCUGUAUGAGGUACCCUUUAACAGUGCUGUGUGUUUUCCAGGUGCUGUAUGAGGUAGCCUUUAACAGUGCUGUGUGUUUUCCAGGUGGUGUAUGAGGUAGCCUUUAACAGUGCCCGUGGAGGAUACGUGGCCAUUGAUGACAUCUCCUUCUCUCCAGAGUUCUGCCACACAGAGACAGGUGAGAGGGUACAGUAUUACUAUGAUCAACACAGUGGGGCGGAGAAUCCUAGAGAAUCCAUUGAGCGUGUUUUUUUGUCUAGGACUAUAGGCUUAAUCUGUGUCCGGGAAACCGGCCCAGUGUGUUUCAACAACAGUAGCUACUAGCUACAUUACACCACUACCACAGAGUCCUAGAGUACCACAUAGUCCCUACUCUACCAUCCAACCUGUUCUCAUUACCCUCAAGUGUUCCAGACAACAUAUUGUAUGAUUCAGCAAGAGAGGUGGGAGAGAAGGGUGUGUGCACUUUGAAGAAAAGUAUUGGAAUUGAUUAGACUACGAUUGGAACAUUAUAAAGUUGACAAAUAAUCAUCAUCAGACAGCAGAAUCCUUCGUUUGAUACCACUAUCCUCUGAAGUUGGACUAGUCUCUCUCUCUCGCUCCUCCUGUUGUCUCUCCCUCUCUCUCUCUCUGUCUCCUCUCUCUUCUCCUCUUUCUGGAUCUUUCUUGCUCUCCUUCUCUCUGUCCCUCAGUCUAAAUUCCAAAGAGAACCUCUCUCUGGCCAGCGUUCUCUCACCCUCAGCAACGCGUGUUCCAUUCCUGAGCCCUGGGCUCAGGAUACAGCAUGGUACAUCAUGUAUUUAAACACAGCUCUGAUGUCAUGACUGCCUCAGUACAUACACAAUCUACAGCUUGUUUCUAAUGCAUGGAUACUUUUUAUUUUUUACUGUAAACAUUCAAGACAUGUAUAAGUAUCCUGCUAUGUCCUGAAAAAGACCUUGCAGUAGAAACUUUGACAAUUAAACGUUUCCAUUAGGUCCACUUCCUUGUUUCCCUAAAGUGUAGUAGCAUUUUCUAAAAUGACCGUAGCUGGCCGGUUCUUGGCCUUGUUCUGGUACAGGCCCAUUUGGACUACUUCUAACCCAUGGAAAUUAGAGUACCAUUGUUCACUUCUACCCCCCCCCCCCCCCCCCCAUAGAAUGACUACAGUGUGAUCGCUGCUUGCUUUGUUUCAGAACCUGUGGUUGACCCGUCCAUAGCCAACUGUGACUUUGAGGAGGGUCUGUGUCAGUACUACCAGGAAAGAGUGGAGGGCAAGGUGUGGAACAGAGUAUCAGUGAAACCAAACGCGUACAGAAUAGGAGACCACACCACAGGGACUGGUGAGUUACACAACUCUAUGGCCGCGUCCCAAAUCGCACCCUAUUCCCUAUAUAGUAGACUGCUUUUGACCAGGGUCCAUAGGGCCUUGGUCAAAGGUUGCGCAUUAUAUUAAAUAGGUUGCCAUUUGGGACGCGGCCCAUAAAGCCUGGAAGACUUGUCAUGAGCAUUUAUGAACCCUUUGCGUCUUGUUGUCAUCUCAUAGGGUGAAUCCUAGCUUCCGCUGAAGCCGAAUUUGAACUUAUGUCUCCCAUUGACAUCAAUGCAUAACUAAGUGAAAAUGAUUGUGACUAAAUAACAGGUAUUUAGAGUCAGUUGGAAAUCAAGACAAUUAGCAAAUAAAAAAAGGAAAUAGUAACACAAUAAAAUAACAAUAACGAGGCAAUAUACAAGGAGUAGCGGUACCAAGUCAAUGUGUAGGGGUAUGAGGUAGUUGAGGUAGGUGAGGUAAUAUGUUCAUGUAGGUAGGGGUAAAAGUGAUGUCCUGCAUAGACCGACAUAACAUAUCAAAUCCUACAUCUACCCUCCAGGCUCGUUCCUCCUGGCGAACACACGAUUCACGUCGCGGCCGGGUUAUGUGGGUCGUCUCCACGGUCCUCUCCUACCCGGCAACCAUAAGUACUGUUUGCGUUUCCACUACGCCCUUCACGGCUUCAGGAAGGUGGACAACGCGCUGGUUCUCUACAUCUACGACCAGAACAACGUGGCUCAGGAGAAGGUCUGGAGCCUGGCUGAUACCACCAGAGAUGUCUGGACAGGGGUGGACGUCACCUAUAUGAAGCCCAUGGCUACCAAGGUAACAACGCAUGCAUGCACGGAAGGGAGGGAGGGAGGGAUUGGUAAUAGUUGAGUUUUUGCUCUGCGAUAGCCUGGUAAUAUCUGUGUUAAGACUUGUCUGUCUUUCUCCCAGGUAGUGUUCGUCAGCAUCUGUAAAAACUUCUGGGACUGUGGCCAAGUGGCUCUUGAUGACAUCACAGUGACCAUUGGGGACUGUCGAAUCACAGCAGGUAAGACAGCAGGACAGGCCUGGGCAUGUAUACCUCAGGUCUUUGACCUUGCCAUACUGCAAAUGGGACCGAAUCCUGCCUUGUGAUAUGCACUGCACAUGCCACUAUUAACUAUUUCUCCCAUUGACAUCAAUACUUAUAAUCAGAACUGAAACAGAGGGGCACCCACUGUAUGGGGACAGGUGAUUUACAGCACUGUAUCUUCUCCGUUCUUGAUUUUUUUUUUGUGUGGAAAUAAACAGUCUAUAAGUUAAGUUGAUAUUUUUCAAUAGCCUUGUUGCCAAGCCCAUAGCUCUUUAGUUUUCAUCCAAAGUGAAGUGUUUAUUAAAACACUUUACUAUUUAUAUGUUAGCACCGCUGGCUCAGACAGCUAGCUAGUUUGGCUAAGUUACAUAUCAAAGCUUUGUUCUAGGAGUGUGAUACUAAAACAGUGGUAUGCUGCUACUCUGGUAGCAGUCCAGGACUCGAUUGUUGUAGUUUAGCCAGGAGUCCCUCACUACCUGACCUGAUCUGGAGAAGUGUCACAGACUGGAUGUGAUCCCGGGUCCCCCACUGGAGAAACCAACAUCUUAACCAUUAGAACAAGAGGAAAGUCCCUCUUGGGCCAAGGGCUGACACUGAUUUUAAAAGUUGCAGGCAGGGCUACCUCGCAAGCAGGGUUAUCCUGGCCCUUACAAUGCCAUAUUCAUCGAUAGAUCUUGUGAAUGGCAAGCCACUUUGCUCAAGCCAGAGUAGAUAGUAGCUUGAGAAAAUAUCAAGCUGGAAUCAAAUCAACCACAACUCUCCUCUUUUUCUCCUACUCAGGCCCCGGCCCCGGCUGUGGUUUUCCUACUGGUCUUCUUUAGCCAGCUGCUGAGAGACUGGGCUGGGUCCUUCAGUUAAACUGUCGCUAUUUAUAAAGCUCUUAGGCUGCGUUUACACAGGCAGCACAAUUCAGAUCUUUUGCCACUAAUUGGUCUUUUGACCAAUCAGAUCAGAUCCUUUGCCCAUAAUUGUAAAUGCAGCCUUAGAUGAUCAGCCAUUGUGGGAAAACAUCUGGUCUCGCCGUCUAUGAUGUUACCUGGUAAUUACACGGGCAGUGACGGCCUCUUUGCUUUGACAGCAGUUUCUCUAGGCCAAUAGGGCUGUGUACUCAGGCCGCUGUAGUGAAAACCAUAAAUGAGGCCUUUGGAACGGUUUAGAUGGGUGGUUCUUCUAGGACCAUGAUAUGAUAAUAUUACUGCAACUUUUCAGAGACUAAAUGAGUUGGCUUUGAUUGUAAUAAUAAUUUAUUUCACAUAUGCAUCACAGAAAUAAUUUCUAAGCACUUGUAAGGUUUUGUUAUAAUGUUCUCAGUCUUAAAUUUAAAAAAAAAUGGCAAAAGAUUAGUCAACUAUUAAGACAACAGUUAUCUUCAAAGCGGCAGUGGAUUUAGACUAUUUUAGUCCCAAAGUACACCGCCAUUCAUCAGGGCUGUGAUUGUGUUGCUAAUGGCUUACAUAACUGCUGCUGAUGCAGAUGAUUCAGCCAUUAACCCUGGUGGUUAAGAGCAAUGGGGAAAUGGAGCCAACCCACUCAGAUGUCAUUUCAACAUCUAGUUUUGAUUUACAUUUGGUUGAGAUGUCAAUUCACGUGAAUUCAACGUGAAUUUCUUAUUUUUUUACCAUGUCAUUGGAUUUAGGUUAAAAGUUGGGUGAAAAAAAGACUACAUUCCUUUACGUUGAUUCAAUGUCAUCAGAUAGAAUGUUUUUGUUGAAAUUACAUGGAAACAACGUUGAUGUAACCAGUUUUUGCCCAGUGGGAAAGCAGGCAUCACAGUUAUUCCUUAUCUCAUUAUGAAAUAACUUGAGUGAUCAUUCAAACAACACUGUCAACUGCCAACCCCCAGUGAGUGAGAACCCGUUUGAUGUAGACCAUAUACAGUUAUUACCAUAUUUCUACAUUUAAUCAAGCUUUGCUGUCAGAGUCCUUAAAACAGCUGUGUGUUUAUGUGUGUGUGUGUGUGUGUGUGUGUGUGUGUGUGUGUGUGUGUGUGUGUGUGUGUGUGUGUGUGUGUGUGUGUGUGUGUGUGUGUGUGUGUGUGUGUGCGUCCUCGUACGUGUAUAUGUGUGUGUUCCAGGGCCGUUGAGACCCCUGCCUGGCCAGUGUAACUUUGAGACAGGGGACUGUGGCUACAGUCAGGAGAAGGACUCGGACAAAGGGGAUUGGCUCCGGGUGCGAGGGCAGACCCCCACCUCCUACACCGGGCCCCGAGGGGACCACACUACAGGGGUGGGUGAGUCACCAGUUCAUUCAUCCCGUCAUUCAUACAUACACCCAGAAUCAGUUAUACACACACACGUAACGCUGACGAUAAACACCACCUCCUCCUGAGUGUUUACAUUCCACCCAGUAACCUGUCAUAUCUCAUAUCUCUCUUCAGGGUACUUCAUGUACGUCGAGGCCUCUCUGAUGCGUCCUGGUCACACAGCCCGUCUGCUGUCCUCUGACCUGAGGGGCUCUGCAGGGCCACAGUGUCUGGUCUUCUACUACCACAUGUACGGCUCUGGCACCGGCCUGCUGAGCGUACUCCUGCACCGCAGCGAUAGCGAGCGGGAUGCGUUGCUAUGGAGACGUCGCGGCGAGCAGAGCAUCUCCUGGAUGAGGGCAACGGUGGACUACGAGUGUGACCGCAGACACCAGGUAGAGACACACACACACACAGUGACAGAGAGACAGAGAGACAGACACACAGACAGACAGACAGACAGACAGACAGACAGACAGACAGACAGACAGACAGACAGACAGACAGACAGACAGACAGACAGACAGACAGACAGACAGACAGACAGACAGACAGACAGACAGACAGAAUAGAUAGAGUGCACACUCACUUCAGAAGAAAAAGAAAACGGGGAAUCAUUUGUUUCAUCAGACUCCAUCGGAAUAAAUAUUCUGUUUUAUUCCAUAUCCAUUGAUAUUAAUGCUAUUUUGAGAACUGUAGCUAGGUUUUCAUCCAAUUGGCGACAGAUUUUCAUGUAUAUAUUCUAAAAUCCGCAUAAAGAAAAUAUGCACAUUUUCCCACCAGUGGUGUGUUCCCACCAAACGGACUUGUUGAGGAUAAGUUUUCUUCGAUAUAAUAGUUAUUAUAUAAAUCAAUAUUUGCGCAUAAAGGCAUUUCUAUCGCCAUUUCUCGCAUAAUUAAUUUUACAAAAAGAUCCCACCAUGUCGACCAAACAAAUUAUCUGUUUGCAUUUAUCAAACUGUACCGAAAUUCCCUGUUUUCAUCACAGCUGACGUAAAGUUUUUUUUUAUACGGUAUGACUUUACUUUACUUUAAUGUGGAUUGAAACGUGGUUUGGGAUGAUGAUUUUCUUUGACUUUCGUUACAGAUUAUAUUUGAAGCGAUCCGAGGACCAUCGAUAAGAAGUGAUAUCGCUAUUGAUGACAUUGUGUUUAAAAAAGGACCAUGCACAGCAGGUAGGUUCACUGGCCGUCAUUGUAAAUAAGAAUUUGUUCUUAAUUGACUCGCCUGGGUAAAGAAAGGUAAUAAAGAAAGAAGAAAAAUGAUUUUCAGGACUUGAGAUUGUAUAGUUGGACUUGAGAACACACAUUCCACACAUUCCACAGUUAACACAUUUAUACUCUAUCUGGGAAAAACUUCAACCAGUUCAGUAUGACAUAAUACUGGCACGCUAAAUCAACGGCAAAGUUGUACUCUGAUACUGUAAUAACUGAGCUAUUUUUGUAUUGCGAUAGAACAGCUUAACGCGGUGUAGACAGGGGCUGGUGCAGUCUGUACAGGACACUACCUGCUAGAUGGCAUCCUGUCUAAUCACAGUUCAGUAGCUCAGUAUACUAACCUCAUUCACACACUGAAGUACAGCAUCCUACCACAGGUCCUCAGUCAGAAUAGAGACGGUUCUCUAAAAAUAGGAUGUAUAGAAUACAUAGCUCUCUAUAGAUAGACUUAUCAGGUAUAGAAAAUACAGUUCUCUAUAGAUAGACUUAUCAGGUAUAGAAAAUACAGUUCUCUAUAGAUAGACUUAUCAGGUAUAGAAAAUACAGUUCUCUAUACAUAGACUUAUCAGGUAUAGAAAAUACAGUUCUCUAUACAUAGACUUAUCAGGUAUAGAAAAUACAGUUCUCUAUACAUAGACUUAUCAGGUAUAGAAAAUACAGUUCUCUAUACAUAGACUUAUCAGGUAUAGAAAAUACAGUUCUCUAUAGAUAGACUUAUCAGGUAUAGAAAAUACAGUUCUCUAUAGAUAGAUUAUCAGGUAUAGAAAAUACAGUUCUCUAUAGAUAGACUUAUCAGGUAUAGAAAAUACAGUUCUCUAUACAUAGACUUAUCAGGUAUAGAAAAUACAGUUCUCUAUACAUAGACUUAUCAGGUAUAGACAAUACAGUUCUCUAUACAUAGACUUAUCAGGUAUAGAAAAUACAGUUCUCUAUACAUAGACUUAUCAGGUAUAGAAAAUACAGUUCUCUAUAGAUAGACUUAUCAGGUAUAGAAAAUACAGUUCUCUAUACAUAGACUUAUCAGGUAUAGAAAAUACAGUUCUCUAUACAUAUAUCAGGUAUAGAAAAUACAGUUCUCUAUACAUAGACUUAUCAGGUAUAGAAAAUACUGUUCUCUAUACAUAGACUUAUCAGGUAUAGAAAAUACUGUUCUCUAUACAUAGACUUAUCAGGUAUAGAAAAUACAGUUCUCUAUACAUAGACUUAUCAGGUAUAGAAAAUACAGUUCUCUACUCUAUACAUAGACUUAUCAGGUAUAGAAAAUACAGUUCUCUAUACAUAGACUUAUCAGGUAUAGAAAAUACAGUUCUCUAUACAUAGACUUAUCAGGUAUAGAAAAUACAGUUCUCUAUACAUAGACUUAUCAGGUAUAGAAAAUACAGUUCUCUAUACAUAGACUUAUCAGGUAUAGAAAAUACAGUUCUCUAUACAUAGACUUAUCAGGUAUAGAAAAUACAGUUCUCUAUACAUAGACUUAUCAGGUAUAGAAAAUACAGUUCUCUAUACAUAGACUUAUCAGGUAUAGAAAAUACAGUUCUCUAUAGAUAGAAAUAGGAAUAGAACACCAGGGUUGGGGUCAAUUCCAAUUUAAUUUGAAAUUCCAAUUAAAUUUUUUGAAUUCACUCAUGAAGUGGAGAAUUUACGUUGAAUUAAAUAAAAUGUUUGUACAUGUCCCAGUUAAUGGAAUUACUGAACAUAGUAUAAAAAAAAUGUACUGUAGGAUCGGUUUUUAAUCAUUUCAAACUGUAUUCCUAUAUUUCCAGGAUAGCUAGGUUGUCUGAACAGCCUGAAAGCCUGAAGGAAUUGAAUUCAAAUUGGAAUUUGUGGAAUUGUUGGGGAUAAUAUUGAAUUGGGAAUUGAAUUAUUCUAAUUGACCUAACAUUGGAAUUAAGAGGAAUUUAAUUAUCUCUGAAUUCAAAGACUGACCUGGAAUUUGAAUUGAAUUAGAAUAGAAUUUACAGGGAGAGAGAAUUUAAUUAGAAUAGAAUUUGUGGAAUUGACCCCAACCAUGAUAGACACUGUUCUCGAUUCCUUUCCCUUCCAACAUGAGAUUGUUUCACAGAUGCAUGGACAGGAGGCUGCUGAGGGGAGAACGGCUCAUAAUAAUGUCUGGAACGGAGCAAAUGGAAUGGCAUCAAACACCUGGAAACCAUGUGUUUGAUGUAUUUGAUACCAUUCCACUGAUUCCGCUCCAGUCAUUACCACGAGCCCGUCCUCCCCAAUUAAGGUGCCACCAACCUCCUGUGGAUCCGUGUUAAUAUUUCCAAUUUCUCUUCUAGAUGCUGGAGACACUAUUCCAUACUCCGGCUUCUCAGAAAACUUCAACGAGAUCGAGUACUGAGGGAAACACUGGAGUGGCUGUGUGACUGUGUGUGAUAGAAGACUGGGUGGGGACAAUGGUGAGAGCUUGUGUGUGUGAGUAACUCCAGCAAGACAAUUGACCUAGAGUAGAGCCAUGCUCAGUGACAGUCAUUAGUUUUUCCCCCCCAACUGUUUCUUCUUCUUGUACAAGGUAGGAUAUAAUGUAGGCUUACAGACCAUUGUACAGUCAAAACUUAUUUAGUAGAAAAGUAUUCAAUAUGUUCUGAUCACCCAAACAUAACAAAUCAAAUUUUCUGGAUGUAUGUCAAUUUCUUCAUACUCACUUCGAUGUAUGUAUUGUCAGUGCGGAAAUAACUUGUUGGAUGACUUGUCCAAAAGGGUCUUUAGUUGUUCAUAUUGUUUUAAAACUCAACGUUUCUACUGCACAGUUCAUGUCUGACACCUAGUGGUGGGAGAUCUGUUUUCUGUCCAAAAAUUAUACAUGAAUAGUCUGUGUACAAAUACAAUAGUAAAUAUUCGACCAAACUUGACAAGCACUGACCCACCUGUAUAUCGAAUGUGUAUCUAACAUUCACACUAUGCAUUGUAAUGAUAUCUAACUCCUCACUGGGACAAAGGAUUUGUGUCCAGCUUUAGGUCUGAAGUCACAAGAUACCGGAGAUUCAUAUAACAACGUCUACUGGGAUAGGCUACUCUUCUCUCUUCCUCGGGUUUCUAACUUUCCUCUUCCAUAACAUGUUUUCCUACGUAGGGCUAUGUUCUGCUUAAAUUUAGUAUGUAAAUGAUGCUCUACAAAUAAACGUUGAAUUAAAUUCACACAUUAUUUGUUUUAAUAGAACCUUGACCACUUGUCAGGGGAAUUGUGUGACCAAAUCAGUAUUCCUGUCUGAUUGACAGUCAAAGUAAAUAGAACUAAGUAGCAGUGGUGUCAAACUCAUUCCAUGGAG
This is a messenger RNA of Coregonus sp. 'balchen', 35389 nucleotides long. The record is from the annotation of a GenBank genome assembly. Lineage: Eukaryota; Metazoa; Chordata; Actinopteri; Salmoniformes; Salmonidae.